UUUGUAUUUGUAUACGUAUAUGUGUUGUUCUAAUUUCAGGGUCGAAUCUGACAAUUAUGAAAGGUUUGGGGCAAAUCUGAAACAUUUCCCGGAUUUUGUACUGAACGAGUCAGGGAUAGAUUUGAGAGAGAUGGAUUCCGAACAGGAGAGGGAGAUGGUGCCUCUGAGCCGGCGACCGGAGUGGUCGGACGUUGUUCCGCUGUCUCAGGACGAUGGUCCAAAUCCGGUGGUUCCGAUCGCCUACAAGGAAGAGUUCAGGGAGACGAUGGAUUACUUUCGCGCGGUUUAUUUCUCCGACGAGCGAUCUCCUCGUGCCCUCAGACUUACUGAAGAAGCCCUCCGAUUGAACUCCGGAAACUACACGGUGUGGCAUUUCAGGCGCCUGAUUCUUGAGGCUCUUAAUCAGGACUUGUAUGAGGAACUCAGUUUUAUCGAGAGCAUCGCGGAGAGCAACUCCAAAAACUAUCAGUUGUGGCAUCAUAGACGAUGGGUUGCGGAGAAAUUGGGUCCUGAUGUUGCAGCCAAAGAACUCGACUUUACUCGUAGGGUUCUUUCGGUUGAUGCGAAGCAUUAUCAUGCAUGGUCCCAUAGACAGUGGGCACUCCAGGCAUUGGGUGGAUGGGAAGAUGAGCUCGAUUACUGUCAUGAGCUCCUAGAAAGUGACGUCUUUAACAAUUCCGCAUGGAAUCAGAGAUAUUUCGUUAUUACUAUAUCUCCAUUGCUGGGAGGAAUAGAAGCCAUGAGAGAGACUGAGGUAAGCUACACCAUCAACGCCAUUUUAGCCAGCCCUGCAAACGAGAGCUCAUGGAGGUACCUAAAAGGCCUUUACAAAGACAACACACAGUCUUGGAUCAGUGAUCCCGAUGUUUCUUCGGUCUGUUUAGAAGUUCUUCGCACCAAUUGCUUUCACGGGUUUGCUCUGAGCACCCUCUUGGACCUUCUCUGCCAUGGCUUUCAACCGACUGAUGAGUUAAGAGAGGCUGUGAGUGCCCUUGAUAACAGAGGCUCGGAUUCAUCUGAUCCGGACUUGGCCAAAUCGGUCUGUACCAUACUCGGCCGUGUAGAUCCGAUACGAGCCAAGUAUUGGGCAUGGAGGAAGAGCAAGAUCCCAGUGAUAGUGUAAUAACCAGCAUUCAAUACUUGGAACAUGGAUUUCUGUAUGGAGUUCUUGUUUCUGAAUCAUAUGAAGAUAUGUACACACGACAACAGAAUGUAACUUUCUUGUUCUUAAAUUAGUUGAAUGUUUGAUGAACUUGCU
Tarenaya hassleriana is the source of this 1258-nucleotide messenger RNA. Its product is annotated as protein farnesyltransferase/geranylgeranyltransferase type-1 subunit alpha. Lineage: Eukaryota; Viridiplantae; Streptophyta; Magnoliopsida; Brassicales; Cleomaceae. Bases 20 to 1123 code for a protein of 367 amino acids. Gene Ontology annotation, molecular function: CAAX-protein geranylgeranyltransferase activity; protein farnesyltransferase activity. The transcript is spliced from 6 exons. The record is from RefSeq and is a predicted model, not a curated record. Gene Ontology annotation, biological process: protein farnesylation; protein geranylgeranylation. Gene Ontology annotation, cellular component: cytoplasm; protein farnesyltransferase complex; CAAX-protein geranylgeranyltransferase complex.